Molecule: messenger RNA, 1569 nt
Organism: Marasmius oreades (fairy-ring Marasmius)
Lineage: Eukaryota; Fungi; Basidiomycota; Agaricomycetes; Agaricales; Marasmiaceae
Exons: 2
Coding region: 388-1398 (336 amino acids)
Source: RefSeq, a predicted model, not a curated record
UUUCGGAACUUUUCGCACCACCAUGAGAUACAGGAACUGUCUCCGGAAACCCGCUAAUCGAGUGUUCAAAACUAACCCCCUCGACUACGCGAAGCCCCCCUACCUUGCUGAGAAACUGCCACCGUUUUGGGAGCACGUGGCUCCAAGUCCUUACCGCAUUUAGGGUACAAUAAACUCUUCAAUGCCACAGGACCCUGAGAAGAUAUUUUGUCUUUCAAAGCUAUCGCUGCCACUAGCAUCACCGCUUUGAGCAAUCUUUACGUGAAUUCCUAUCUGAAUCUAGCGAGUCGGCCAUACUCCAUCUCUUUCACCGUAUCCCAACCCGUUCUAUAGUUCCAGCGAUACCACUCUAUUCCUCGGUUCUCCGUCGGAAACUGAACGAAAAUCAUGGCUACCAUUCCCGCUACAUCUGCAUCUUCAAGUAACCCUACUCUCUCAUCACGACCAGUACCUGAACCUCGACCAUCCACCACUGUCAUCACUGACUUCUGUGCCCAAUCUCAGCCCGAUACCAACGUCUUACCUCCCUUCUCUCCUUCUCAGAAACCAACAUUCUUGAACUUUCGUGGGCUGAAGAAGACCAUCUCUCGUAUUACGUUGAAGGCCAGUGGCACAUAUGAGUCUAGAGAUGGCUUGGAGGGCUCGGAGGAACGCGUUGGCACCCAACCGUUGUCUUUGGUCUUGAAGAAGAAACUAUCGGUUCUGGGGCGACUUAACGAUGUGCGGAAGGAGGGGAAACGGGUUGGAACUGGCAGUCGCGCCCCGCGGAGUAGGUACGGUACCGAGCCGCUCGAAGUCAAGAGGAAACACUCUCUGAGCUCGUUAUCGCUCUUCAGAACAACUGUUGCAAAGGAGAACCGAGCGGAUACCACACGGACACAAACUCACCCUUCCCUACUUCGCACACGGUCCUUGUUUGGCUUGCGUUCGAGGAAAUUUUCGAUGUCUUCGACGUCUGUCGUCGGAACCAAUACUGGGCCCACCGACGGAUCUACACUCGUAUCCUCCACUCCUACCCCUACGUUCCUCUGUAACGCGUUCGAGAGUGCUGAAGCUGAAGCUCGAUGGACUCGGCUUUUGGCGGUUCUCGAGCUAGAUACCUCGGAGUCUAAUUGUGAGCUUGAGGAGGACCGUAAAUGUCGAAUUCGCCGUUCCCGCUCCUUCUCCGACUUUCAAAACCGUGGUAGUGGUUUUUCGUGGGACAAGACCUCGGUCAACUAUCCGUGCCUAUACGAGCUUGAGCUUGAUGAUAGCAGUGAAGCGGAGAGUCGUUAUUCGGAUGACAUGGAGCUGGAUGACCUCUGGUCGGUUGAAUAUGUGGAUAAUUCAGUUUGGCACCUGGAGAGAGGGUAUGAAUCGGAUUUCAGUGGUGAGGAAGUUGACCGGAUUGUAUAUUGAAUUUGUUUCUGUUUUGACCGCCAAGCUACUUUCCCUCAUUACACUGGCCCCGCCUUGGUUUUUUCGUUUUCGUACAGAUUGGGUAAUUCCUCUGUACGCUUGCAUAGUUACACUGGAGUUGGCUAGCGAUACACCCCUUUCUCCACAAUAACAGAUGGGUACUUAGCUGCU